Carlito syrichta (Philippine tarsier) is the source of this 556-nucleotide messenger RNA. It is a transcript of the gene MIF, whose product is annotated as macrophage migration inhibitory factor (glycosylation-inhibiting factor). Bases 95 to 442 code for a protein of 115 amino acids. Gene Ontology annotation, molecular function: phenylpyruvate tautomerase activity; cytokine activity. The record is from RefSeq and is a predicted model, not a curated record. The transcript has 3 exons. Lineage: Eukaryota; Metazoa; Chordata; Mammalia; Primates; Tarsiidae.
CAGUCACGUAGCUCAGGUUCCCGAGCAGCGGCAGCGGCAGCGGCAGCGGCGCGCGUCUGUGCUUCUGCCCGGCUCCCGCCGUUCGUCUGCCAUCAUGCCGAUGUUCGUCGUGAACACCAACGUGCCUCGCGCCUCCGUGCCGGACGGGCUCCUUUCCGAGCUCACCCAGCAGCUGGCACAGGCCACGGGCAAGCCGCCCCAGUACAUCGCGGUGCACGUGGUCCCGGAUCAGCUCAUGGCCUUCGGCGGCUCCAGCGAGCCGUGCGCGCUCUGCAGCCUGCACAGCAUCGGCAAGAUCGGAGGCGCACAGAACCGCUCCUACAGCAAGCUGCUCUGCGGCCUACUGGCCGAGCGCCUGCGCAUCAGCCCGGACAGGGUCUACAUCAACUACUACGACAUGAAUGCGGCCAACGUGGGCUGGAACAACUCCACCUUCGCCUGAACGCCCCGCCCGCCCUGGCGCCGCCCUAGUCCGGCCGCAGGCAGCCUUGGGCCUACCUGCCCCAGCCACACUCUCCCCAGCUCCUGGCCUAAGAAAUAAACGGUUUAGAGACCA